Molecule: messenger RNA, 1710 nt
Organism: Funneliformis mosseae
Lineage: Eukaryota; Fungi; Glomeromycota; Glomeromycetes; Glomerales; Glomeraceae
Source: the annotation of a GenBank genome assembly
AUGAAUAAUAAUCUUUUUGGAGUAAUCCAUGGAAAAAAUAUGAAACAAAUAACAUUGAAAAAUAUUGAUAUCGAAGCUAAUAUCGUUGAUAUGCUUGCGGAAGUGAAAAUUACCCAAACUUUUAAGAAUGAAACCCCAGAAACUCUUCAAACGGAAUAUACUUUUCCAUUAAUCUCAUCCGUGGCGAUUUAUAAAUUCGAAGUUGAAGUUGACGGAGGAAAAACCAUCAAUGGUAUAAUUAAAGAAUCUUACGAAGCCAAUCAAGAAUUUAAUGAGGCAGUUAAACAAAAUAAUAACAAUUCGGAUAAACGAGCCUCAAAUAAUAAAUCCGAUUUGUUUCAAUUUAGUAUUGGAAAUUUAAAACCGUUUCAAACAACUGUUAUUAAAAUCACUUAUUUAACAGAACUUAAGAAUGACGCUGAUAUUGAACAAGUUCGAUUUAUUCUUCCUGCAACUUUCAGGACGCCUCGACACAAGUUAUCAAAAGGUUCAUUCUUUCAUAAGAAUAAUAAUAAUAGCGAAUGCCCUAUUUCUAUAAUUAUUACUUGCAAAACGACGUCAGUAAUAAAUAAGAUUGAAUCCCCCUCUCAUUUUAUUUCAACUGAAUGGAAUAUUGAUGGAAAUUCUAAAAUUGCACGUAUUACUCUAACCAAGGAUGUUCAAUUGUUGGAUAGAGAUUUUGUUUUAAUAAUCAAAAGCAAAGAUUUAGAUCAACCAAGAGCAUUUUUGGAAUAUAAUGAGAAAACUUCUUCAAAUUGCAUAAUGCUUACUUUCGUUCCAACUUUUUCAAUGACAACCGUUCGAUCAGAAUUAGUAUUCAUAGUAAACACAUCUUCAUCAAUGCGAAGAGAUGCAUUGAAAUUUCGUAAAACGAUACAAUCUCUAGAAUUCUUAUUAUAUUCUCUUCCGCAAGAUUGCUAUUUCAAUAUAAUUUCAGUUGAAGACAAUCAUUAUAACACGCUUUCUGACAAAAGUCAUCAAAAAAGCAAAACAAUAUUUUCGAAAGCACUUGGGUUUAUUAAGAAUUUCGAGUUGGAAUAUAAUUACGAAGAAUGUGAAGCAUGUGAAACCGUUGAUAUUUAUGAGCCGUUGAAAUGGGCCAUUGAAAAUUCUUUGUCAGACAUGCCGUCCACUUUAUUUCUUUUAACAGAUAAUAACGUUGAAAAUAGAGAUGUAAAUAUUGGAGAUUUUGUAGGUUGUGAGAAUCUCAUAGAAACUUUAACGAACGUCGGAAGAGGUUACACACAAUUUCUUGCAACAAAUGAAAGAAUUGAAAAGAAACUACGAGGUAUGUUACGAAAUGCUGUUACACAUCCAAUUACAGAUUGUAGACUUAUUUGGACGGCAGCGAACGGAGAACAAGAUGUUAUUGAAGAAAUUCCAGCACUUUUUAGUGGAAAUAGAUUCACCUUUUAUUGCAUUGAGGAAAAUGAAGCUUCCGUUAACGAUACACUUUUACUUACCGCCAAUUCCCUAGAAGGAAUUAUUGAAUUGAAAUUUGUUAUCGAAAAUAUAGUCUUGGAAGGGAAUAAAAUUCAUGCUUUGGCAGCUAAAAAACUAAUUCAAUCUUUUCAAGAUGGGAAUUCUUAUAUUCAUAAUCAAAACAAUGGUUAUAUGAGCGAGGAACAAAUUGAAGAAGAAAUUGGUUCACUAAGUAAUUUAUAUAAUAUUGCUACAUCCCGCACGAGGAUGAAGUUAAUGGUACCUUAA